This is a messenger RNA of Anopheles funestus (African malaria mosquito), 1225 nucleotides long. Its product is annotated as cytochrome c oxidase assembly protein COX18, mitochondrial. The record is from RefSeq and is a predicted model, not a curated record. Lineage: Eukaryota; Metazoa; Arthropoda; Insecta; Diptera; Culicidae. The coding region runs from base 114 to 1121 and encodes 335 amino acids. Gene Ontology annotation, cellular component: mitochondrial inner membrane. The transcript has 5 exons. Gene Ontology annotation, biological process: mitochondrial respiratory chain complex IV assembly; protein insertion into mitochondrial inner membrane from matrix. Gene Ontology annotation, molecular function: membrane insertase activity.
UAUCAUCUUCAUUGCAUGGCAUUGGAUGCGAAAAAAUAAACAAAACAAACCGACAUGAUAGCACAGUUCAUGACAGCCGCUUAUCAAAACACGUGUCUUAAGUGUAGGUAAGCAUGAGCUACCUAAGAUCGGUUCGAAUAUUGGCCCGUACGGCCGCCUUUACACGAUAUCCGCACGGACCAACGUUCGGCAUUGUCCAUUCACAACGGAGACUCUUCUCCUACGAAGCCACCGUUAGUGGCAUUUGGCAAUCGCUAUCACACAGCGCUCCGGUAGCCUAUAUGCAGCAUGGCAUAAUAAACCUCCACGACCUCACCGGGCUACCCUGGUGGGCCACGAUCAUUCUCACAACGGUGAGCCUCCGUACGUUAGUCACUCUACCGCUAGCUGUGUAUCAAAACAAAAUGCUGACCCGACUGGAGCAGAUUUCGCUCGAAAUGCCUGAGCUGGUCAAAGAACUGAAAGCUGAAACGGCGUACGCAAUCAAAAAAUUUAACUGGACUGAAAAGGAAGCCCGCAUCAUGUACAACCGCUCGCUAAAGAAACAGUGGAAUAAACUAAUUGUGAGAGAAAAUUGUCAUCCCGCAAAGACGAUGGUGCUGCUUUGGGGCCAGAUACCGCUGUGGAUAGUGCAGUCGGUAGCGAUACGGAACCUAGUCUCAAUGAUGCCUGAUCCGACCGCGAUCGAGGCACAGAUCGCAUACACCGAGCUCACACUUGGUGGCUUCGGAUGGAUACCGAAUCUGACCGAGUUGGAUCAUUCGUUAAUUCUCCCCGUAACAUUAGGCAUCAUUAAUCUAACCAUCAUUGAGAUACAGGCGGCAUCCCGUACGAAACUACCGUCGAAAUUGCAGGCCAUUUUUACUAACCUGUUCCGAGUGUUGAGCGUACUGAUGGUACCGAUAGCUGCAUCCGUUCCAUCGUGUCUCUGCUUGUACUGGGUAACAUCGAGUGCGUACGGGUUGGGACAGAAUUUGCUUCUGCUUUCACCUCGCGUUCGUCGCACUGUGGGGAUACCGAUCGUCCCUUCGGAACUUACCCAUCCCUACCAACAUUUGCGCCACACGUUUGCUGCAAAGCUAGGCGUAUUAACAAAUAUCGGCUCUAGAUCGAAAACGUAAACGGCAAGAGUAAAAGUUGAAGGAGAUUUCGGAUAAUAAAACCAUUAGUCGGACAUUUUGUCUACACUGUUGUUGUACAUACAAAGCGUUUGUACAGUAGUGCA